AGCCUUUCUCUCGGCGGUGGGUCGGAGCCGCUGUCCCUGGCCUCCUCCUCGCAUGUUCCCCUCCAAAUUCCGCUUAUAAAUUCAAUGCCCCGUUUGUAGCUCGGUUCGCUUUUGGCUUCCACGUCGUACCCCCCACUCGUGUCUAGUUCAUUUAACCCUCCGCCCCUGAAACCUCUCGUGUUGACCAUGGCUGCUGUGGUGAGCGGCUCUUCGGGGCCGGUGGCUCGGCUCGAGGGCCGUGAGUUCGAGUACCUGAUGAAGAAGCGCUCGGUGAGCAUCGGCCGGAACUCGUCGCAGGGCUCCGUGGACGUUAGCAUGGGCCACUCGAGCUUCAUCUCACGGCGGCACCUGGAGAUCUUCACGGCCAGCGACGACGGCUCCGGCGGCAGCGGAGACUUCUACCUGCGGUGCCUGGGCAAGAACGGGGUGUUUGUGGACGGGGUGUUCCUCCGCCGGGGUGCCGCUCCGCUGCAGCUGCCGCCGAUGUGCACGUUUCGGUUCCCAAGCACCAACAUCAAGAUCACCUUCACAGCUCUGUCUAGCGGCAGGAAGACGAGGCGCGAAGCCCCCGAGUCUCCCGUCAAGCCGGUACAGCCUCACUUCGCGCCGCUCACCAUCAACAUUCCCGACAACCUCGCCCACCUCAUGAGUCCCCUGCCCUCGCCCACCGGAACCAUCAGCGCCGCAAACUCGUGCCCUUCCAGCCCUCGGGGGGCCGGCUCGUCGGGGUACCGCAUGGGGGGCCGCAUGGUGAGCUCGGCUGAGCUGCAGCUGAUCAACGACAACUCUCAGCCUGAGAACGACAAAGAUGCAUCAGGAGAGGACAGUCCCAAGGAUGACUCCAAGCCGCCAUACUCGUAUGCUCAGCUGAUCGUUCAGGCCAUCACGCUGGCACAGGACAAGCAGCUGACGCUCAACGGGAUCUACAAUCAUAUCACCAAGAACUACCCCUACUACAGAACUGCAGACAAGGGCUGGCAGAACUCCAUCCGCCACAACCUGUCGCUGAACCGCUACUUCAUCAAGGUGGCGCGCUCGCAGGAGGAGCCGGGCAAAGGUUCCUUCUGGAGGAUAGACCCGUGCUCGGAGGGCAAGCUCAUGGAGCAGGCCUUCAGGAAACGACGGCCCCGCGGCGUCCCCUGCUUCAGGACCCCGCAUGGACCACUCUCCUCCAGGAGUGCCCCAGCAUCUCCCAAUCACUCGGGGGUGCUGUCGGCUCACUCCAGCGGUGUGCAGACCCCUGACAGCUUGUCCCGAGAGGGCUCCCCGGUCCCCCUGGAGAUGGACAGCUCCUCCUCCUCCUCCUCCGUAGCCCCCGCUGCCCCAACCACGGUGGUCCAACCCAAACUGGCCGUGAUCCAAGAAGCCCGCUUUGCACAGAACACAUCAGGCUCUUCAGUCGGCAACCAGCCAGUGCUGAUCGCCCUGCAGGGUCAGCUACCUCAAAGCAUGAAGCCGGUCACCUACACCAUGGCGUCUCCGGUCAGCACCAGCUCUUCUCAGCCGGUCCAGACGGUCCAGACGGUCCACGUGCUGCAGCAGAUCCCCGCCGGCGCCACCGCCGUCAUCACACAGCCGGCCGCCGCCGCCGUCAUCUGCAAGAGUGAACUGCCGUUGCAGGAGAACGGAGAGCGUGCUGACUGCAAAGUGAAAGUGGAGGCGGUGCCCACCAUCACGGCCACGGGCGCGGUGGGCCGCAUCAUCCAGACUUCGGCGUCGUCCGGCCCCCUGCAGGCCGUCACCAUCCUGGGUCAGCACCAGCUGCCCAUCAAGACCAUCACGCAGAACGGAAACCACAGCAUCACCACCGCCAUACAGAGCACAGGUCCGUCCCUGGCGAGCCCACUUCACCUGCUCGCUGACCACGCCUCCGCCUCUGCGUCGCUGCCCACUGUCAAGCGCCAGAACAGUGACCAGCAGGCGGGGGGCGUUGCACCCCCGGACGUAAAACGGGCCAAAACGGAGGACGAGGCGAGGCCAGCGGACAACGGUAACAACUAAGCUCCUUAACGGAACCCCACGACAUCCCCCACCACCCACCCAGCACCACAGAGCGCCACCCACCACAACCCGGCGUUUCUUUUACUUGUCUCUAGGGCUCCAAAGGAAUGGAAAAUUCCUGGUAAAUUUCUGGUACAUUUUUGAAUCAUUCCCAGUAAAUUUCUGAAACAUUUCAGGUAAAUUUCUAAAUGAUUGCCAGUGAAUAUCUGAAUAAUUUCCGGUAAUUAUUUUUUUUUUUUAAACAUUUCUGGAAAAUGUUUGGUAGAUUUCAGGAAAUUAUUCAGUACAUUUCAGACUUCUGUAGUAAAUUUAGAAGAGAAGCUAAGAUGGGGAAUUUUUUGAGCUAUUCCACAUUGUAAACUUCUCGUGGGAAUUAACUGGGAAUUGAGGGUAAUUGAAUGGAAAGGCAUUUUGUUUUGUCAUAAGGCAGAUCCAUGCAAAGUAGAUCGCGUGAAGGCAUGACAGCUGUGUUCCUCCGCCAACCGAGCCCUGCCACGAAUAGUAAAAAGCCGCUAGUAAUUGAUGCCCCCAGGAAAUGUUUACUUACUUAUUCAUUUACAAGAUGGCGGCAAAGCACUACAUCGCGGGUGUCAAGCUCAAGGCCCGGGGUCCAGAUCCAGCCCUCCACAUCAUUUUGUGUGGCCCGCGAAAGCGAAUCAAGUUCAUCAACUUGUAUGAUUCUCGCUAAAAUCAGUGCUAAAUUUUCAAAUUGUCAUAUUUAAUAUAUGUGGAGGUAUUACAAAGGCAUUUUUUGUUACCAAACCCCUUUUUACAGUAAUUUGACAAUGGCUAAACAGAAUUAACACACUUUAUUUUGUACUGUAUCAGUAAUAGUACGAUGAGCCAAUGAAACAUUUCUAUGGUUUCACAGUCAUAACGGCCCUCCGAGGGAAACCGGAACGGCAAUGUGGCCCGUGACAAAAAUGAAUUUGACACCCCUGCACUACAUGAAUUUGAAUUGAUGAAUGCACAAAUCCAUUUCCAAGGACAUCCACUUUUAUGCCUUUCUGUGUUGGAACCUGCUGAUGACACUGCAGGAAAAGGUCAUUGGCCAACAUCGCCAUUGCGAGGCUUCAAAGUCGAUGUUCUCAGGGGGAGUUGGGCAAUGAGCUUAGUUCCAUCGAGAGACUGGAAGAGUCACAGAAAGGCAUACUAGUGGACGGUCCCUGUUUGGAGCCAACCUUGCAGUUAUAUUCCCGUUAAUUCCCAUGGAAAUGUAAGAAAAUUCCAGGAAUUUUGCAAGCCUACUUGUCUCGCCUGAGGUGCCAAACAAGGAGCAACGGGGAAAAAAAGCAAGAGCGGUGUUGAACGGACAGGCCAAACACGACCGCCUUAAAUCCACCUUAGCCACACCCCUCCCUCUGUCGCAUCUACCUCAGCAGAACGGAGACCCCUCCCCCAACCCCCCCCACCACCACCACCACCCAAAAACAACAACCUCCACCUGAACUUUUUCAUCCAGACCUGCCGGGCAGCAGCGAGUGUGGUGGACAUCUCACAGAAACCCCCUCACAAUCCGAAAAGGGGAUUCCGUAUGAUUCUCUGACGUUUGGCAGCUAGCCGCUCAACUCGGAACUGCCUGUCCCGCAAUAGCGCCGCCAUGUGGAGCGGAGGACCCCCCCACACACUUACGAAAUAAACGUGGUGAGCUCGGCAAAAGACCUAAAAACAACACCUAAACCCCCUACGGAAAGACGUUUGAGCAUUCCUUCCAUAGCACUGAUAUCAGCUAACAGUAAGGUCCAUGUACUAGUACACUCUUUGUCCUAACUCGUAAGACAAUUGCACUAGUAGAACAAAUGUCUUACUAGUUAAGCUUUUCUGCUAUUAGUGCCACUUUUGGCCAACUAUUAUGCAAUUAAACCUUACUAGUAAACGACUGUGCUGCACUAGUAACACUACUGGGCCCAACUAGGAGGCAUGUGUCACACACUAGUAGCCUCCUUAUCAAAUAGAUCUAAUAAAUGCUCCAACAGCUUUCUAAAAGUAUUUAUUUGAUAUCCUUGAAAUCCAUCCAGUACGCAUUUUGUCCUCACUAGUAAGACAAUUCAGCGCACUAGUGGAAUAACAAGGGCACACUAGUAAAAAGGUUGUCUUACUAGUAUUGCUUUUCUGCCACUGGUACCACUACUAGUAUGCUAUUGUACCAUACUACUAAACUACUGUCCUCAACUGGUAACACUACUAGGCCUAACUAGUGGGCAUAUCACUAGUAAGACAAGUCCGCACACUAGUAGAAUGACGAGGAUGCACUAGUAGAGCAUAUGCCUCUUAUUUGUAAAAAUAAUUUCACUACUGGUGCCGUUUUCUGUAGCCGUUUGAGCAUCGAUAUCCCGGCUAGCAAAUAAAUCCUCAAUCAACUGAAAUUAUUAUCCUACUUAAGGUCCAUCAUACUAAAACACUCACAAGUAGGACAAUUCAUCACACUAGUAGAAAGACAGUAUUUUUUAUUUAUUCUUUUUUUUUUUUUUUUUUUUUUUUUUUUACCACUUCUAGUCCCACGUUUGGCCUACUAGUAAGUACUACCUUACACUGGAUAACAAGGAUAUCUACAUGUACUAGUACACUUUGUCCUGACUUGUAGGACAACUUUGACACUGUGUACUAGUUGACAGCUGUGGGCUACUAGUACUACUUGUGACAUAUAAUUCUACAAGUUAACAUCUUGUGCUUUACUAGUUGUACUAGCAGCGCACAGAUGUCUGUUACCUCACUAGUCAAAUGUAGUUGUGUGCAGAAACGUCAAAAGUUAGUGGGGGGGAAACCGAUAGCAGUGUGCACUAGUCGUUCUACGAGCGUGCUGAAUUGUCUCACUAGUGAGGACAAAUAAUGUAAUAGUACAUGGACAUGAAACUCAUUUGGAAUAAGUGCUUGAACGGCUUUCCGCAGCCCCUCUAAUCUGUCUUGUGACUUCUUCACACAUGAACUUCACUCGUUUUGAGUUAGUUGAACAAAAACGAACCCUGCAUGUUGGAAGCCGAAGAAAAAGAAAAAAGAAAAAAAAAAACACCUGCACUUGAUUCAGUGUUUGUCCUCCCUUUUUUUUUUUUUUUUUUUUUAACCUCGUCAUCUCCUUGUUUUCACUCUUCGUCUCCCUCUGGCUGGCAGAGAAAAAAAGAAAGAAAGAAAAUCCAAGGAGCCCCCUAGGUUUGCAUAAUCAUUUGACUCACUUGCGGCCCCUACGAGUUUCUGCUUGUAACACGUUCCAAACCAUAGCUAAAGAAGAAAAAGAAAGAAAGAAAAACAUAUUUGUUCAGCCACAGUGGAGAAAUGCUUUUUUAAAAUAAAUUAAUUUAAAGUC
Molecule: messenger RNA, 5302 nt
Organism: Phyllopteryx taeniolatus (common seadragon)
Lineage: Eukaryota; Metazoa; Chordata; Actinopteri; Syngnathiformes; Syngnathidae
Product: forkhead box protein K2-like
Exons: 9
Coding region: 187-2001 (604 amino acids)
Biological process (GO): regulation of transcription by RNA polymerase II
Molecular function (GO): RNA polymerase II cis-regulatory region sequence-specific DNA binding; DNA-binding transcription factor activity, RNA polymerase II-specific; protein binding
Source: RefSeq, a predicted model, not a curated record